Molecule: messenger RNA, 1167 nt
Organism: Parnassius mnemosyne (clouded apollo)
Lineage: Eukaryota; Metazoa; Arthropoda; Insecta; Lepidoptera; Papilionidae
Source: the annotation of a GenBank genome assembly
AUGGCGGACGCGCAGCAACUACGCGAUCUGAUAAAAAAGAUCCUCGCAGAAAAAAAACGUGACGGAUGCGAGGUCGAAGUCGAUAAAUUCGAUAGUGGCGGUGCAAAUUAUACGUCAGCUUUGUUCCGAGUCACGGUGUCCUCGGUGAAGGAUGACGAACUGCAUCUAUUCGCGAAGGUAGCAGCGUUCGGUGAUUCGAUGAGGGAGAAAAUCAACGCCGAUUGGAUGUAUUCAACCGAACAAUUCGUUUACACGAAACUGGCUAACAUUUACCAGGAUCUGCAGUUACGUCACGGUGUGGAAAACGAGCACAGAUACGUCUUCCCGAAGUUUUUCGGCUUAAGCUCGGAACACGGGAACGAGACAAUUGUAACGGAGGACUUAGCUGCCGCUGGGUACGGAUGUUAUGACAGAUUCCGACCUAUGGACUGGGAGUACGCGUCAGUGUCUAUGGAAACUUUGGCCAAGUUCCACGCUCUUUCCUUCGCGUAUGAGAAGGAAAACCCUGAGGAGUUCCAGAAAGUUACGAAAGACAUGCAAUAUAAGAUAGGAUCUGAGGAGGAUAAGUCGUUGGAGAGUUUCUGGGUGCAGCUGGUAGAAGUGUCAUUAGCAGUGAUUAGAGAGGAGAAUAGAGAUAGAGUUAGAAAAAUAGUGUAUGAUGAAAACGUUAUGAAGAAUUACAACAAGCCGGUAGACAAGAUUGUUUUAGCGCACGGUGAUUACAGACUUAGCAAUUUGUUAUUUAAAAAACAGAACGGCCGUCUCCAAGUGGUCCCAGUUGAUUACCAGUUAGUGCACUCUGGAUGUCCAUUGAAUGAUGUGCUGUACUUCAUCACAGUGGGCUCGGACCAGCAGUUCCGAGCUAAGCACUUCCACCAGCUUAUUGACUUCUAUUAUGAGCAGCUGGCCCUGGCGUUGCAGAGGUUUUCCUUGGACAUUGUGGACGUCUACCCGAGGGAGAUCUUCGAUAAGGAGUUGAAAGAAAAACUUCCGCACAUGUUGCUGAUUGGCGUGAUGAUCCUGCCAGCAGUGACAGUGGAGGCCGAUGCGGCGCCCAAGAUGGACAACGAUUCUGAUGUCUCCACAUUCAUUUUUAAAACCAAUAAGCUUUACGCGGAGAGAUUCAACGGCAUCGUCGAUGAUUGUAUAGGGUGGGGGGUUAUAUAG